Messenger RNA from Dufourea novaeangliae, 1368 nucleotides. It is a transcript of the gene Cdc37, whose product is annotated as hsp90 co-chaperone Cdc37. Gene Ontology annotation, cellular component: cytoplasm. Gene Ontology annotation, biological process: protein folding; protein stabilization. The transcript is spliced from 5 exons. Lineage: Eukaryota; Metazoa; Arthropoda; Insecta; Hymenoptera; Halictidae. The coding region runs from base 25 to 1290 and encodes 421 amino acids. Gene Ontology annotation, molecular function: protein kinase binding; heat shock protein binding; protein-folding chaperone binding. The record is from RefSeq and is a predicted model, not a curated record.
CGUAUCUCUUGCGAAUAGAAGUCUAUGUUCACGUCAGUGCAGUUGACAAUUAAACUUCGGCAAGUGCGGGCGUUACAUUUCUACAUUCAAGGAAAAGGAGGGAACACUAUACCACGGUUAUAUUUACAAAAUAACCGGUUCGAUAAAAACGUAAUAAGUGGAGAUAAGUUACAUUCAACGGGCAGAAUAAUGGUGGAUUACAGCAAAUGGAAUAAUAUCGAGAUCUCAGAUGAUGAAGAUGACACCCAUCCAAACAUCGAUACACCAUCACUAUUUAGAUGGCGUCAUCAAGCUAGGAUUGAAAGAAUGGAAGAACAAAAACGAGAACAAGAAGAACAUGAAAGGAAAAAAGCAGAAACAUUACAAAAAUUAAAAGACACAAAACAGAAAGUUGAAAAACUGGAAAAUGAACAAAAGGAUUGUGCUGAUUUGACUGCAUUGAAAAAGGUUUUACAAGAUCUUGAGGAGGAAGGGAAAAAAAUUAAAGCGAAAGAGGACGAAAUGAUAAAGAAGGAGAAAUUAACACCAUGGAAUGUAGAUACUAUUGGCCAAGAUGGUUUCACAAAGACUGUGAUUAAUACAAGGCCACCUCGUAGGGAAGAUGAUUCUGCCUUAUCAGAUGAAGAGAAAGAGAAGAGAAUGAAACAGUUUGUUAAGGAGCAUGAAAAACAAUUGAAAGAAUUUGGUAUGUUAAGAAAGUAUGAUGAUAGUAAGAAGUUCUUGACUGAGAAUCCUGAGUUGGUGUGUGAAAACACUGCGAACUAUUUAGUGAUUUGGUGUAUUAACUUGGAAAUGGAGGAAAAACACGAUUUAAUGGAACAUGUUGCCCAUCAGUGCAUAUGUAUGCAAUACAUUUUAGAACUAUCAAAGCAAUUGAGUGUCGAUCCAAGGGCGUGUGUGGGUUCUUUCUUUACUCGUAUUCAGAUUGCUGAAGUAGAAUAUAAAAAUUCCUUUGAUGAUGAACUUAGGGCAUUUAAAGAUAGAAUACGCAAGAGAGCUGCAGAAAAAGUAGUGGAUGCUCUUAAAGAAGCUGAAGAAGAAGAAAGAAACGCACGUCUUGGCCCUGGUGGUCUUGAUCCACUCGAAGUGUUUGAGACUCUUCCAGAGUCUCUACAAAAAUGUUUCGAAUCACGAGAUAUUCCUUUACUGCACGAAACAUUAGCGGCGAUGCCAAAAGCAGAAAUGUGUUAUCAUAUGAAACGGUGCGUUGAUAGUGGUCUUUGGAUACCUGAUGGAAAAGAUGCGGAAGGGGUAUUAAAUGACACACAAGAAACACCCGACCCCGAAUAACGUGAAUCUGUAAAUUAUACGUGUUGGCAUUCAUGACUCAUUUAUGCAAGUAUGUUUUAAUAUCAUGAAUAUGUUAAA